This is a messenger RNA of Bombina bombina (fire-bellied toad), 1068 nucleotides long. Its product is annotated as mas-related G-protein coupled receptor member H-like. Gene Ontology annotation, biological process: G protein-coupled receptor signaling pathway. The coding region runs from base 1 to 1068 and encodes 355 amino acids. Gene Ontology annotation, cellular component: membrane. The record is from RefSeq and is a predicted model, not a curated record. The transcript has 2 exons. NCBI's taxonomy places the organism in Eukaryota, Metazoa, Chordata, Amphibia, Anura, Bombinatoridae. Gene Ontology annotation, molecular function: G protein-coupled receptor activity.
AUGGACCACGUGGGACCCACCCGGAGCCCCGGACAUUGCCAACACCAGCAUAUGGAAGAGGGACACUGCCGCCGCAAUGGAUUCAUGGGACAAGGCUGCGGAAGGCUAAGAUCACUUAAUCACCGGUUUCCUGGAUUAAACAAGAGGACAAACCCUUUGUGCGAUCUCUCACAGCCUCACACAAUGUCAUUCAACAGCUAUUCAUCAAAAUUAUAUGAUAUUACUGACAUUCAUUAUGCAGUUGCUUUCCUCAAAGUACCUGUUGGAGUCAUUGGACUUAUUGGAAAUGGAAUAGUAAUUUGGCUUCUCCAUUUUUGCAUAAAAACAAACCAGGCGACAAUCUACACUCUCAACCUGGCAUUGGCAGAUUUGAUCUAUUUGCUGGGCAGCAUUAUUAUUUCUUUGAUUACAGGAAACCUUACUGAUAAUAUGCAGGUUUAUACAGCUAUGAAAAUACUAAAUAACUUAGGGUUUAACUGUAGCCUCUUCCUGUUGUCUGCACUCAGCACUGAGCGAUGUCUAUCAGUUUGUUUUCCUAUCUGGUACAAAUGUAAUCGUCCUCAGCACCUGACGUCUAUUACUUGUGGUGUAAUUUGGGUCCUGUCUCUGGUUACAUCUAUUGUAGAAGAAUUACUCUACUCUAAAAGCCCCUAUUUUGUCUACAUAACAUCAGCCGUGUACAUUACAGUAUCCGCUAUAACAAUAUUUUCCAGUGUUGUACUUCUUAUUGAGAUCCAGAAGAGAUCAGAAGCUUGUCGGCCGAUAAAGCUCUAUAUUGUAAUUGUUGCUAAUAUCGUCUCCUUCUUUGUGUCACUGGUCUCUGUUAAAGUUGCACAUAUUUUGCUUUUUUUUAGAUCUGUUAGUCCUUUCACUAACAUCAGAUUACAUAUGGUGACUUCUUUGUGCGCUGUUAUCAACUCCUGCGCCAACCCAUUCAUCUACAUCUUGGUGGGGAGUUGGGGAAAGAAUUCUUCCAUCAAGGAGGCUCUGGAGAAGGUUUUUAAAGAGGAGGAGGGAAAUUCAACUGAAAUAGUAACUGUCUCUGGGGGCACUGAUAGCCAAAUAUAG